AGCUGAGGACCUGCCACCCAGGUUAUUUCCAGUGUGAUAGUGGACACUGUGUUGCAGAGCGCUUCAGAUGCGAUGGAAAUGCAGACUGCGUUGAUUUCUCCGAUGAAGCAACUUGUCCAACACGGUAUCCUAAUGGUACAUACUGUCCACCCAUGCUGUUUGAAUGUAAAAACCAUGUCUGUAUCCAGCCAUACUGGAAAUGUGAUGGUGAUAAUGACUGUGGAGAUGACUCUGAUGAAGAACUUCACCUUUGCUUGGAUAUUGAUUGUGAAUCUCCAUUCCGUUUCCGAUGUGAAAACAAUCGCUGUAUAUAUAGUCAUGAGCUGUGCAACCAGGAGGAUGACUGCGGAGAUGGAAGUGAUGAGAAAGAGGAACACUGUAUUGAACCAACCCCAAGACCUUGUACAACUGAGGAAUUCAAGUGCAGUAAUGGAAAUUGCAUUCCUCUACAUUAUGUCUGUGACAAUUAUGAUGACUGUGGAGACCAUUUUGAUGAAAUGGGCUGCAAUCCUGGAACACAGCGAACUUGUGCAGAAAAUAUCUGUGAACAUAACUGUACCAACCUGAAUGAAGGAGGCUUUAUCUGUUCCUGUAGGCCGGGGUACAAGGCCAGUGAAACUAACCGAAACUCCUGUGAUGAUAUCAAUGAGUGUGAGAUCUUUGGAACAUGCACCCAGGACUGCAAGAAUUCCAAAGGAAGUUAUGAAUGUUUCUGUGCAGAUGGCUUCAGGUCUGUGGGUGAUCAACAAGGGAAACAGUGUGCAGCUAAUGGUAAUCCUCCAUUGUUACUGCUGCCAGAUAACGUGCGGAUUCGAAGAUACAAUAUCUCAUCAGAACAGUACUCUGACUAUAUUGAUAACCAGGAUCGUAUCCAAGCUCUGGAUUAUGAUUGGGACCCUGAAGGAAUAGGCCUGAGUAUUGUGUACUUCAGCAUUCUGGGACAGGGUUCUGAAUUUGGAGCCAUCAAACGUGCUUAUCUGCCCACAUUUGACAGCAGUAGGAACAAUCCUACGAAGGAAGUUGACUUGAAUCUCAAAUACAUAGUUAAUCCUGAUGGGUUAGCUGUUGACUGGGUUGGAAGACACCUUUACUGGACUGAUGCAGGGACUAAUCGCAUAGAGGUGGCAAAAUUAGAUGGACGGUACAGAAAAUGGCUUAUCUUUUCUCUGCUGGAUCAACCAGCAGCUAUUGCUGUCAAUCCAAAACGUGGGCUCAUGUAUUGGACUGACUGGGGAAGGCAGCCAAAGAUUGAAUGUGCCUGGAUGGAUGGACAACAAAGAAAAACUCUGGUCUCUGAAGACCUUGGCUGGCCAACAGGUCUUUCUAUUGAUUAUUUGAACAAUGAUAGGAUCUAUUGGAGUGAUUCUAAAGAAAAUAUUAUUGAAUCCAUGAGACCUGAUGGGACAGACAGAACUGUAGUAUUACAUGGAGCAGGCAGUCCAUACAGCCUUGAUGUCUUUGAAGGCCAUUUAUAUUGGAUAGCUAAAGAACGAGGAGAAGUCUGGAAGAAAGACAAAUUUGGAAGUGGAGAAAAAGUGAAAGUGCUGACCGUAAAUCCGUGGCUUACUCAAGUGCGCAUCUAUCACCAGCACAGAUACAAUCAGUCAGUGCCUAAUCCUUGUAAAGAUGUCUGCAGCCACCUCUGCUUGCUGAGACCUGGCGGGUACACCUGCACUUGUCCUCAAGGGACUCGAUUCAUAGAAGGCAGCAGCACAGAGUGUGAUGCAG
Pelecanus crispus (Dalmatian pelican) is the source of this 1728-nucleotide messenger RNA. NCBI's taxonomy places the organism in Eukaryota, Metazoa, Chordata, Aves, Pelecaniformes, Pelecanidae. The record is from RefSeq and is a predicted model, not a curated record.